ACCUGGCUCUCGCUCCCGUACCAAGAUGGCGGCAGAAGCAGCUGGUGGGAAAUACAGGAGCACAGUCAGCAAAAGCAAAGACCCCUCGGGGCUGCUCAUCUCGGUGAUCAGGACUCUGUCUACCAGUGAUGAUGUUGAAGACCGAGAAAAUGAGAAAGGUCGCCUUGAAGAAGCCUAUGAGAAGUGUGACCGUGACCUGGAUGAAUUGAUCGUUCAGCACUACACAGAAUUGACCACAGCCAUUCGCACAUACCAGAGUAUCACAGAACGCAUCACUAACUCGAGGAAUAAAAUCAAGCAGGUCAAAGAGAAUCUGCUUUCCUGCAAGAUGCUGCUGCAUUGCAAACGGGAUGAGCUUCGUAAGCUGUGGAUUGAAGGAAUCGAGCAUAAGCACGUCCUGAACCUACUGGAUGAGAUUGAGAACAUCAAGCAAGUGCCUCAAAAGCUGGAACAGUGCAUGGCCAGCAAGCACUACCUCAGCGCCACCGACAUGCUGGUGUCAGCAGUGGAGUCCCUGGAGGGUCCACUGCUCCAGGUGGAAGGGCUCAGUGAUCUCAGGCUGGAACUUCACAGCAAGAAGAUGAACCUGCACUUGGUUCUCAUAGAGGAACUGCACCGCCAUCUGUAUAUCAAAUCCACUAGCCGGGUGGUACAGCGUAACAAGGAAAAGGGGAAGAUGAGUUCUCAUGGCAAAGAUCCCUCUCCUGGUCCUCUGAUUGAUGUUUCAAACAUCCCUACUCCACGCAAAUUCCUUGAUGCUUCUCAAUAUUCUGCUGCUGGAGGCUCAAGUGUGAGGGAGAUGAACCUGCAAGACGUCAAGGAGGACUUGGAGUGUGACCCAGAGGAGAACAGCACUCUUUUCAUGGGAAUUCUUAUUCAGGGCCUGGCCAGACUGAAGAAGAUCCCUGAGACAGUUAAAGCCAUUAAAGAGCGUCUGGAGCAGGAGCUAAAGCAGAUUGUGAAGAGGUCAACCACCCAGGUAGCAGACAGUGCUUAUCAGAGGGGAGAGAGCCUCACUGUGGACAAUCAGCCAAGGUUACUCCUAGAACUGCUGGAACUGUUGUUUGAUAAGUUUAAUGCCGUAGCCACUGCACACUCAGUGGUCCUGGGGUACCUCCAGGACUCUGUUGGGACCCAGCUAACACAGCAGGAGGAGAUCAAAUUAUAUGACAUGGCAGAUGUGUGGGUGAAGAUCCAGGAUGUGCUGCAGAUGCUGUUGACUGAGUACUUGGAUAUGAAGAACACACGCACCGCCUCAGAGCCAUCAGCCCAACUAAGCUAUGCCAGUACUGGACGAGAGUUCGCAGCCUUUUUUGCCAAGAAGAAACCACAGAGGCCAAAGAAUUCUCUUUUCAAGUUUGAAUCAUCCUCCCAUGCUAUCAGCAUGAGCGCCUAUCUCCGAGAACAAAGAAGGGAGCUCUACAGUCGGAGUGGAGAACUCCAGGGAGGUCCUGAUGACAACUUAAUUGAAGGUGGAGGAACAAAAUUUGUCUGCAAACCUGGAGCCAGAAAUAUUACCGUCAUAUUCCAUCCAUUACUGAGAUUUAUUCAGGAGAUUGAACAUGCCCUGGGACUUGGCCCUGCCAAACAGUGUCCUCUUCGAGAGUUUCUUACCGUGUAUAUCAAGAGCAUCUUCCUUAAUCAGGUCUUGGCUGAGAUCAACAAGGAGAUUGAAGGCGUCACCAAAACCUCAGACCCCUUGAAGAUCCUGGCUAAUGCAGACACCAUGAAGGUUCUGGGAGUGCAGCGGCCUCUUCUACAGAGCACAAUCAUCGUGGAGAAGACAGUACAAGACCUCAUGAACCUUAUGCAUGACUUGAGUGCGUAUUCAGAUCAGUUCCUCAACAUGGUGUGUGUGAAGCUCCAGGAGUACAAGGACACGUGCUCCACAGCCUACAGGGGCAUUGUCCAGUCAGAAGAGAAACUUGUCAUCAGUGCUUCUUGGGCAAAGGAUGAUGAUAUCAGCAGACUCUUGAAAUCGCUGCCAAACUGGACUAACAUGGCUCAGCCCAAACAGCUAAGGCCUAAGAGGGAGGAGGAAGAAGACUUCAUAAGGGCAGCCUUUGGCAAGGAGUCUGAAGUCCUGAUUGGAAACCUUGGUGACAAACUCAUUCCUCCACAAGACAUUCUCCGUGACGUUAGUGACCUCAAAGCCUUGGCCAACAUGCACGAAAGCCUGGAAUGGCUGGCAGGUCGAACAAAGUCAGCUUUCUCCAACCUUUCUACAUCCCAGAUGCUUUCCCCUGCUCAAGAGAGCCACGUGAACAUGGACCUUCCCCCAGUGUCUGAACAGAUCAUGCAGACACUGAGUGAGCUUGCCAAGACCUUCCAGGACAUGGCUGACCGCUGCUUGCUCGUCCUGCAUCUGGAAGUGAGAGUUCAUUGUUUCCACUAUCUCAUCCCUCUGGCAAAGGAGGGGAACUAUGCCAUCGUUGCCAAUGUGGAGAGUAUGGAUUACGACCCUCUAGUGGUCAAGCUCAACAAAGACAUCAGUGCCAUGGAAGAGGCCAUGAGCGCCAGCCUCCAGCAACAUAAGUUCCAGUACAUCUUUGAAGGUCUGGGACACCUCAUCUCCUGUAUCCUCAUUAAUGGGGCCCAAUACUUCCGGCGCAUCAGUGAGUCUGGCAUCAAGAAAAUGUGUAGGAACAUUUUUGUUCUUCAGCAGAACUUGACCAACAUCACCAUGUCACGGGAGGCAGACUUGGACUUUGCAAGGCAGUACUACGAGAUGCUGUACAACACAGCCGACGAGCUCCUGAACCUGGUGGUGGACCAGGGUGUGAAGUACACAGAGCUAGAGUACAUCCAUGCCCUGACCCUGCUGCACCGAAGCCAGACUGGUGUGGGGGACCAGACCACCCAGAACACCAGGCUGCAGAGACUCAAGGAGAUCAUCUGUGAGCAGGCUGCCAUCAAGCAAGCCACCAAGGACAAGAAAAUAACCACUGUGUGAUGGAGUGCACCUCACUGGGUGUGGGUGGGGUUCCCAGUAUGCACGGCCACAGACUCUAGCUGCUCAGCAUGGCCUGAGCUGGCUGUGCUCCAUCUACACUGAGGCUUAGUGGGUAGGCGGUGGAUUAUUUUCUCUUUAGUUUUGCUUUUUCAUAUGAACGCUAAGAAAGUUUGCAGUACAGAAUGUUGCCUAACAAACACUUUAGUCUAUUCUCAAGGGAUGAGGGUGGGACAGGGAGGAGGCCAUGCCAAGUUGCUGGACUCUGAGAAAGGAAUGAAGGAAAGCCGACUGCCACCUAAGUUUUAGGACCAUCCUGAAAUACUUAAUAAGGCCUGUGGCAUAAGCAGUCGGCUUUCUCUGGUCUUAGCCUUGUCAGUUUAUAGUUUAGUGUAGUAAGUAUAUGCACAUUGCUUUGUCUCCAUUGCCAAAAUCAAGUAAGCGCUUCUCAGCUGGCUUCCCAGCCCAAAACAGAUCUCUGUGAGCCUAGGAGAUAGCGGUCCUUUAUCCCAACCCUGGGACAGACUGCACACUCUAGCAGGAUUGUUCGCAGGCUGCUGGUUUGGUUUUACAAGCUUCUUGUUUUAUUCCUUCUGUAUUAAAACCAGUUAAGAGCAGUGACUGUCCUUCCAGAGGACCAGGGUUCAAGUCUCAACACCCGCAAACAGAGGCUCAUAACCCUCUGUAACUUCAGCUUCAUCUGACCUGAGGCCCUCGUAGUACUACAUGCACGUGGUGCACAGACAUACAUGCAGGCAAAAAUACUCAUACACACAAAGUAAAAAAAAAAAAAAAUGAUCAUAAAACUAUUGCUAAAAAUAGUAGGGAGGGAGAAAGGUGACUCACUGUUAAAGAACUUCCAUCUCACACACCAUCCAGGGUAAAUUGUAAGGAGCGUCCUCUUGCUCCCAUGCACACUGUCUUACUGACUUGGCUUGUUGCUGUGACAAAACACUCCUCGACACAAGCACCUCAAGAAAGGAAGGUUUAUUUAGCUAACCUCAAAAGGUACAGCUCAUCAGAGCAGGGAGGGUGACAGCAGGAGCCUGAGGCAGGGGCACUCAGGAAGCAUGGAGCAGUGCAUGCUGUGUUCAGCCCGCUUCCUCCUUUCCGUGCAGUCCAGGGUCUCAGCCACAGUCAGAGUGGGCCUUCCAACCUCAACUAAUAUAACUCAAAUAAUUCCACAUAAGCAAGGCCUAUAAAACACUGACCAAAAUCAACACACGCACACACCAUCUACACAGACACACAAAAAUAACUUUAAAAAAUUUUGACAAUGAAAAAGUAAAUCAAUUAUUAUAAUAAACAUUGAAACUACUAAAAAGUUGAGAGAGGUCUAAAGCAGUACAAGUAUUUUGUAUAAAGCAAUACAGCUCAGGUCUGCUUGGCUGAAAGCAGGGAAGACGGGACAUUUCCCCACGCAGCUGCCUCUGAAGCUUCUUUUUUCUGUUUGUUGGUUUUUGGUUUUUCAAGGCAGUAUUUCUGUCCUGAACUCACUCUACAGACCAGGCUGGCCCGGCCUUGAACUCAGAGAUCCCCUUGGGAUUAAAGGUUUGCACCACCACACCCAGCUGACUUGCCCUUUCCUGAUAUGGCUGCCUGCAAUGCUCCAGGCCCUCAAGUCCUCUCGCUACUCAAGGUUCAUAGGUCACUGGACACAACAGUUUAUCAACAAGGAUUCAUCUUGAAUACACUAGGGAAGGAGAGACAGAGGACUGGCCAUUCAAGGUCACUGUCAGACCCUGAGGGAGGGAAUUUUCACACUUGUUUCUAACAACUUUGGACUGGAUGGGAAUAACCAAAAAUUAAAAACUGUUUUGAGAUGCUUAAA
Messenger RNA from Mus musculus (house mouse), 4781 nucleotides. RefSeq names its product exocyst complex component 4 (gene Exoc4). The record is from RefSeq and is marked validated. NCBI's taxonomy places the organism in Eukaryota, Metazoa, Chordata, Mammalia, Rodentia, Muridae. The transcript is spliced from 18 exons. Gene Ontology annotation, cellular component: centrosome; Flemming body; cytoplasm. The coding region runs from base 26 to 2953 and encodes 975 amino acids. Gene Ontology annotation, biological process: Golgi to plasma membrane transport; exocytosis.